UCUGUUGUAACUCAGUUACAGGUAAUGGACCAUAUGACCAAUAGACUAUUAGAAUGAGUUAUUGCAGACUACUUUAAUAGCAUCGGCAAUGUGCGGACUAUGGAUUCGUAGUGAUAAACAAUAGGCGUGUUUUUUGGUUGGUGAAUGGAUAGAAUCGGCAGUGUAAUCGCAAAACAGGGAGCGCUUCAAGUACCCGCAACAUGGGCAGCCCCGUUGCAGUCAGAUCAUAUCGAUUUGUAUCUCUGCGAUGCGUGCAAUCUAUUAGCAAACAGAAAUCCGGAACUUCUGAUCAGAUAGAGACAACAACCCAUGGGAAGUACAAAACGAUUGACGAUCUUCCCGGACCUUCUUUGGCAACCACUGUUUACAGGUUAUUUGUGAAGGGCUAUGCAGACAAAAGCCAUGCCAUGCAGAUUGAAAACAAACGUUUGUAUGGACCAAUCUGGCGCUCGCAGUUUGGACCCUUCGACAUAGUGAACGUCGCGUCUCCGGAGUUGAUAGCACAGGUGAUCCAACAGGAGGGCCUUUAUCCAGUCCGGAUCGAACUCCCCCACUGGAAGGAAUACCGGGAUCUGCGAGGUCAGGCCUAUGGUCUCCAUGUAGAUAAGGGCUCUGAGUGGUACCGUAUACGUAGCGCCCUAAACCCAAAGAUGCUAAAGCUGCAAGAAGUGUCUACGUACGCUCCCAUCAUUCACCAGGUUGUCGGUGACCUUCUGCAGCGCGUUGAGAGCCUGCGGCUGCGCAGCCAGGACCAGGCCUUAGUCCCAGACCUCACAGCUGAGCUCUACAAGUUUGGCUUCGAAGGCAUCUCAUCCAUCCUGUUUGAGACCCGUCUGGGCUGCCUGAAAGAGGAGAUCCCAGAGGACACGCUUCGUUUCAUAGCCGCAGCCAACACCAUGUUGACCCUGUCAGAGACAGUCCUGUUCUUCCCCCGCUGGAGUCGCAGAGUGCUCCCCUUCUGGAAGCGUUUCGUCCAGGCCUGGGAUGACCUCUAUGAUGUUGCUCGCCGCCUGAUUGACAGGAAGGUGGAACAGAUCAGUGCCCAGGUGGCAGCUGGGAAGCCAGUGGAGGGGAUGUACCUGACACACUUGUUGUCAUGUGACAAGCUCACCCUGCCCGAAGUCUAUAUCAGCAUUACAGAGCUGCUGCUGGGGGGAGUCGACACGACAUCUAACACAUUGUCUUGGACUCUGUACCAUUUGGCUGGGGACAGUUCCGCCCAGGACAGGCUGUACAGAGAGGUCACCUCUGUGUGUCCAGGCAGACAGCUGCCCACCUCCGAUGACCUGACCAGGAUGCCCUAUCUGAAGGCCGUCAUCAAAGAGACCCUUCGGUUAUACCCCGUCGUAUCUGGAAAUGGUCGUCUGGCAGUUGAAAAUGAUGUUGUGGUGGACAACUUUUGGUUUCCCAAAAAGACUCAGUUUCAUCUCUGCCACUAUGCAACAAGCCACGAUGAGAAGCAGUUUGUGGAUGCAGAGCGCUUUGCCCCAGAGCGCUGGCUGAGGGGGGGGCCUGUGGGGUUCCAACACCACCCAUACAGCUCCAUCCCUUUUGGGGUUGGUGUGCGUGCCUGCGUGGGCAAGAGAGUGGCAGAGCUGGAGAUGUACUUUGCCCUGUCCAGGUUACUGCAGCAUUAUGAGAUCCUGCCUGAGAAAGGGGCUCAACCCGUGGAGCCGAAAACAAGAACGCUAAUGAUUCCCUCUAAACCCAUCAACCUGUGCUUCCUGCCCAGGGCCUGAGGGAAGUGCCAGAGAGUCAAAAACACAUUUGUCUGAUCAUUAAACCUUGCCAGACACAACAUGAUCAUGGUCAAUGGUCAAAGUCAAUAUUAUAAUGGACUUUUUUGAAUUUUUUUUGUAAAUAAUAAUAAUUUCCUUAAACAGCCUGUUUUCAGUAUGCAUGUGUUAGUUACAAAUAUAUAAUAUUAAAUCGUAUUCACAAAGAUUAAUUUGUUACCUUCCAUACAUAAGGGGUUAGUAUUACUCCAUUGUUCACAUGCAGUUCUUCCUAAUGGAAAUAAAAAUGCCUGCCUGAUCUAAUAAACAAAAUAAAGUGGGUACCCUUGGCGGAGUUCUCAUUAAAA
Osmerus eperlanus (European smelt) is the source of this 2083-nucleotide messenger RNA. RefSeq names its product sterol 26-hydroxylase, mitochondrial. Gene Ontology annotation, molecular function: heme binding; monooxygenase activity; iron ion binding. Gene Ontology annotation, biological process: C21-steroid hormone biosynthetic process; cellular response to peptide hormone stimulus; glucocorticoid biosynthetic process. The transcript is spliced from 9 exons. The record is from RefSeq and is a predicted model, not a curated record. NCBI's taxonomy places the organism in Eukaryota, Metazoa, Chordata, Actinopteri, Osmeriformes, Osmeridae. Gene Ontology annotation, cellular component: mitochondrial inner membrane. Bases 201 to 1739 code for a protein of 512 amino acids.